GCGGGGAGCGCGGGGCCGGACCACUUCCGGGCGGGGGGGACACGCGCUCGCCCCGGCGGCCGCCCCCGCCGCCUGCGCAGAGUGGUACGGCCCGACCGGGGUUAAAGCUCGCGGGCGGCGCGGCUGCGGCGGCGGCGGAGCGAUGGGGCUGCGCGCGGGAGGAGGGCUGGGCAGGGCCGGGGCCGGGGUCGGCCGGGGGGCGCCUGGGGGACCCGGGCCGAGCAGCGGCGCGCAGGGCGGCAGCAUCCACUCGGGCUGCAUCGCCGCGGUGCACAACGUGCCGCUGAGCGUGCUCAUCCGGCCACUGCCGUCCGUGCUGGACCCGGCCAAGGUGCAGAGCCUCGUGGACACGAUCCGGGAGGAUCCAGACAGCGUCCCCCCUAUUGAUGUCCUCUGGAUCAAAGGGGCCCAGGGUGGUGACUACUUCUACUCCUUUGGGGGCUGCCACCGCUAUGCGGCCUACCAGCAGCUGCAGCGAGAGACCAUCCCUGCCAAGCUUGUCCGGUCCACCCUCUCAGACCUCAGGGUGUACCUGGGUGCUUCAACACCAGACUUACAAUAGCAGCCUCCUUGGUGCCUCCCAACACUCCCAAGAGCCCGGAAGACACAACCUGGCCUCUAGGGCACCAGGCCAUGCAGGAAGCGAUCGGGCUCAGGGGCACGUUCUCUGUGCCUAGGGGGCGGUCUGACUCUGAGCACCUGUUCCACUAGCUGCAAGACCGUGGACUCAUUACUGAACAAUGUGGGAGCCCCAGAUCCCACUGCUGCAGAAACGGGGACGUGUCUUUGCUCUCGAGGUAUUCUUGAGAGAAUGAAAUGGAAAAGGAGAUGGGUUGGGAGAGCGACCUGUUCCUGGCUCCAGAUCCCCAAGCACAAGGUCCUACAUUUUUGUCUGUGUAUCUCCCAUUAUGUGGAAUACGUUCAGCUGCAAGUAAAGGAAAGCCUAGGUUACAGUGGCUUAAACAAAGAGAAGUCUGUCCACACAGCGUGAAUUCUGGAGAGAGGUGGUAUUGCUUCAGCACCCCAGUGAAGAUAGGACUCACAUCUCUGAUUCCAUUUGGCCUUGUUACUUCAUGGUCAAAGAUAGCUGCUGGACCUCCAGAAAUUGUGGCUGUGUUCAAGGAAGAAAGGUGUGGGGGAGGAAGAAGGGCCAAGCCAGCUGUCGACUUCUAUCAUGAAGUCAGACCUUUUUCAGAGGCCUGUUUCCUGUUCUACCCCCUGCAUAUUUCUACUUAGGUCUCCUUGGCCCAAACCAGCUACAGUUGCCACCCCUGGCUGCAAAGAAAGCUAAGAUGGCAGGGAACAGAAUUGUCAUAACCAGUAGACCCUUCAUAUUCCAUCUUGUGGAACCGGCACACCGCUUCCUGAAAUAAAAUCCCAUUAUCAAGAGAGAAAUAAGGAAUUGUGUAUCAGUUAGUCUUUGCCGUGUAACAGACCAUCUCCAAACUUGACAGCUGAAUGCACGUCAUUCAUUUGCCUACAGUUCUGCAGGUUUGCAAUUUGGGCUGGACACAUGGGUAUAGUUCUGCUGGGCUAGCCCAGCAUCACUCCCAAGGCUGCAUGCAGUCAGCUAUUACCUCGAAUAGGGCUGGAUGGUCUAAGAUGGCCCUACUCACUUGUCUGGCAUUUGGCAGGCUGGAGGCUGGGUGACUUUGUCCUCGUUCAUGCUGCAGUCUCGCCAGCAGUUUCGCUCAGGCUUACUGACAUGGCUUCAGAGUAUCAUGAGAGUGAAAGUAGAAGCUGCAAGGCAGAUGGAUCUCUCCCAGGGCUGGGCCUGCUCUACUAGGGGCAUCUGUCAUGGUCUGUACUGGUGGGGUGGGGGUAGGCCAGAUGGGACAUUCCAAAGGGGCUUCUGAAAACAAGAGUCCUGGGUGAAGGAGAGAAGGACAGGAAGGGUGCAAAGUGAAGCAGGUUUUGCUCUCACUGUUCUGCUAAGGGAUCUCGGUCCCUGGAUGUUUUCAAGCCUCAGUUUUCCCAGCUCAGUAACCAAGACAACAGCUUUCCCACCCAUUCUCUGUCCCAGGGAAAGAUGACUGAGGUGACCAAUUUAAAUGUAAAAUGAAUAUAGUCCUAAAUGCAGUGUAAUAUCCUAGAACCAAAAAAAGGACAUUGGUGGAAAAACUGGAGAUCUGAAUAAGGUGUGGAUUUUAAUAAUAUACCAGUCUCAGUCUCUUAGUUUUGACAAAUGUACAUGUAAAACGUAAGGUGAUGGUGGGGUAGGCUGGGUGCAGAAUUUGGGGGAACUCUUUACUCUCUUUGCAGCUUGUAAGUCAAAAAUCAUUCCCAAAUAAAAG
Zalophus californianus (California sea lion) is the source of this 2294-nucleotide messenger RNA. It is a transcript of the gene SRXN1, whose product is annotated as sulfiredoxin 1. The transcript has 2 exons. Lineage: Eukaryota; Metazoa; Chordata; Mammalia; Carnivora; Otariidae. Bases 143 to 562 code for a protein of 139 amino acids. Gene Ontology annotation, molecular function: sulfiredoxin activity. The record is from RefSeq and is a predicted model, not a curated record. Gene Ontology annotation, biological process: cellular response to oxidative stress. Gene Ontology annotation, cellular component: cytoplasm.